Molecule: messenger RNA, 1249 nt
Organism: Beta vulgaris subsp. vulgaris (sugar beet)
Lineage: Eukaryota; Viridiplantae; Streptophyta; Magnoliopsida; Caryophyllales; Amaranthaceae
Product: soluble inorganic pyrophosphatase 6, chloroplastic
Exons: 6
Coding region: 131-1030 (299 amino acids)
Biological process (GO): phosphate-containing compound metabolic process
Cellular component (GO): cytoplasm
Molecular function (GO): magnesium ion binding; inorganic diphosphate phosphatase activity
Source: RefSeq, a predicted model, not a curated record
CCUUCCGUCAUUCCACCAAAUUGACACUUCCCACUUCAGUCUCCAAACUCACAGCUCUUCUCUGCAUUUUGUGGCUGAAACUGUGACCAGGUGCAGAAAGAGAGAGAGAGAAAGAGAGUGAGCAACAACAAUGGCGACUACAAGAGUAAUAACAGCAGCAGCAAGCAAUACUACCUCUUCCUUAAUCUUCAAACGCCCUCCUUCUUCUUCUUCAUUUCAUAUUCUAAAGAGAUCCUCUAAUUCUCUUUCUCUCUCCUUCAAAAAACCAACUCUCUCUAAACGCCUCUUCACUUGCCGCGCUAUUUAUAGACCUCAAGAUGUUCUCUCUAAAGAACAAGGUCAGCCUGAAACCCUCGAUUAUCGCGUCUUCUUCGUUGAUACUUCCGGCAAGAAGGUUUCCCCUUGGCAUGAUAUCCCAUUGCAACUGGGAGAUGGUAUUUUUAAUUUUGUUGUUGAAAUACCAAAAGAAUCAAGUGCUAAGAUGGAGGUUGCGACCGACGAGCUUUACACUCCCAUAAAGCAGGAUACCAAGAAGGGAAAACUUCGAUAUUACCCGUACAAUAUAAAUUGGAAUUAUGGCCUAUUACCACAAACAUGGGAAGACCCAUCACUAGCCAACUCUGAAGUGGAAGGUGCAUUCGGAGACAAUGAUCCCGUCGAUGUUGUUGAAAUAGGUGAAAAGCAGCGGAAGGUUGGAGAGAUUUUGAAAAUCAAACCUUUAGCUGCUUUGGCUAUGAUUGAUGAGGGUGAACUUGACUGGAAAAUAAUCGCUAUUUCAUUGGAUGAUCCCAAAGCUUCUCUUGUGAAUGAUGUUGAGGACGUGGAGAAGCAUUUCCCUGGAACUUUAACAGCAAUCAGGGACUGGUUUAGAGAUUACAAAAUCCCAGAUGGAAAACCAGCUAACAAGUUCGGUCUUGGCAACAAGGCAGCAAGCAAGGAUUAUGCUCUCAAGGUCAUCACCGAGACUAAUGAAUCUUGGGCUAAACUCGUGAAGCGUAAUAUUGCUGCUGGGGAACUCUCCCUAGUGUGAGACGAUGCUCCCCUCGUGAAGAUGCCACAUUUUUUGCUUGUACUCUAAGAGUAGUCUUCUCUGCUGAGUUCUUGCUGGUAUUAACUUAAAACAUUCUUGACAUUGUUACAGAUUCAGAAUUUCCUUGUACUUUUAUCUUGCUGUGUUGAAAUUUUGUUUAUGUAUACUAUCUUGAAUAAUUAUGCACUUGUAUAAAAAGGUUCUGUCAAUUAAUAUCAA